This is a messenger RNA of Colletotrichum fioriniae, 546 nucleotides long. RefSeq lists its product as uncharacterized. Gene Ontology annotation, cellular component: mitochondrion; succinate-CoA ligase complex. The record is from RefSeq and is a predicted model, not a curated record. Gene Ontology annotation, molecular function: succinate-CoA ligase (ADP-forming) activity. Gene Ontology annotation, biological process: tricarboxylic acid cycle; succinyl-CoA metabolic process. Lineage: Eukaryota; Fungi; Ascomycota; Sordariomycetes; Glomerellales; Glomerellaceae.
AUGGACGCCAAGUUCUCCUUCGACGAUGCUGCCGCCAAGCGGCAAAAGACACUUUUUGCAGAGCGAGACACGGAGCACGAAAUUGCAGAAGAAGUCGAGGCUGAGAAGUACGGGCUGGUCUAUGUCCGCAUGGACGGUGACAUUGGCAAUGUGGUAAAUGGCGCAGGUCUCGCGAUGGCGACCAACGACGCGAUUGCCCUGCACGGCGGCGCCAGUGCCAACUUUCUUGAUGCGGGUGGGCAAGCGACCAAGGAGACCAUGGUCAAGGCAUUUGAGAUUAUCCUGCGAGACCAGAGGGUAAAGACGAUAUUUGUCAACAUCUAUGGUGGAAUCACCCGAGGCGACAUGAUCGCAGAAUCCAUACUUGGCGCAGCCAAAGAGCUGGGCCCGCUCAAAAUUCCCAUGGUGGUUCGACUUCAAGGUACCAAUUCUGAGCUGGGGCUGAAAAUCUUGGAGGAAGCGAAUCUUGGAUUGCAUACCGAAGCAGAUUUUGGGAAAGCAGCGCAAAAGGCAGUAGAGCUGGCUCGUGAACCAAGCCAGGCGUAA